Molecule: messenger RNA, 1498 nt
Organism: Rubroshorea leprosula
Lineage: Eukaryota; Viridiplantae; Streptophyta; Magnoliopsida; Malvales; Dipterocarpaceae
Source: the annotation of a GenBank genome assembly
AAAGGCCAUAUUGUUCCUUCUGCAACUUCAUCAAUACUGUAGCUUUCCAUCCAUGGCUGCAGAAAGGAAAAUGGCAAAUGCUAUGGGAGGCAUGACGGCCAGACCCUGCGAUGGCUGCCUGAAAAAACGUGCAAGAUGGUAUUGUGUGGCGGAUGAUGCUUUUCUUUGCCAAGGCUGUGAUGCAUCCGUUCACUCUGCCAAUCAGCUGGCUAGUAGGCACCAAAGGGUCAGGCUUGAAACAGCAUUGGCUAAACCCAAUGCAGUAGUUCUGAACUCCGAUGAUGCGGCUGUCCCAGCACCAGCAUGGCACCAAGGUUUCACAAGAAAGGCUAGAACACCAAGGCACAACAAGUCUUCCACCGUGCAACACAAGGAAGAGGGGAAAGUUUUGAAUUUGAAUCCCAUGGAUCCUCUAGUUCCGGAGAUUGGUAACGACGAAGGAUCAGUGGAGGAGAAUGAGGAGCAGCUUCUAUGCAGGGUUCCUGAUUUAGACCCUUUUUCAGCCAUGGAAAAUGAAGAUGAAAAUAUGGUAAUGAUGGAUGGCUAUGGAGACGAAGAUAUGUACGAGUUGGAUGGUUUGAAUGGGUUUUUGCCAUCAGACGUUGAUCUUGCAGAGUUUGUUGCCGAUGUUGAGAACUUGUUGGGUGGAGAUGAUGAAGAUAAUUGUGACAUCAAAAUGAAAGGGUUACUGUUGGACUGUAAAGAAGAAACUAUAAAUUCUAAUGUCGGGUAUGGUGAGAAGACAGUGAAGGUUAAGGAAGAAGGACUGGAAGUAAUAUCAGCUGCUUGCUUUUUGGAUUCUGUGGGGAAAAUGAAUCUUGAUAGUGAAUCACCUAUGACAGGGGAGGAGGAAGAGAAGGCCGUGCCAUUGACUGAGAGAAGUAGUGGUGAGAGUAGGAACAUUUUCCUGAGGCUAAAUUAUGAGGCAGUCAUCAGUGCUUGGGCUAGCCAAGGCUCUCCAUGGACAACAGGAAGCAGACCAAACUUCAACCCUAAUGAUGGUUGGCCUGAUUACAAGGUUAUGUACCCCAAUGAUGGUCAUCACCUGGCUGGAAGUACGGGAGGAGCUUAUGGUCAACUAAGAGGGGGUGAUGGAGAAAGAGAAGCAAGAGUUUCAAGGUACAGAGAGAAGAGGAGAACAAGGUUGUUCUCGAAGAAGAUAAGGUAUGAAGUUAGAAAGCUGAAUGCAGAGAAGAGGCCUAGAAUGAAAGGCAGGUUCGUUAAGAGAACGUCCUUCGUUGGGAUUAGUAGUUUCCCUUACAAUAACCAAUAACGGUCAACUGCCAAAAAAUUAACCAACGUAAUCUUGUUUCUUGGCAAAAUUUGAAAGCUGCUAGUCGCUUUUAGGGUAUUAGUAGUUUCAAGAUGGGUAAUGAUAUGCUGAUAAUUUCUUUAUAUAAUUAUUAAAUGAUAUGUGAAGUUGUAUAAAAAGGUUGUCUCUUAAUCAUUUUCUUUUUCAUAUUUACCAAAAUAAAUAGAAUAAAAAGAAUUUAUUGUG